UUAAAAAUGGUUUAAAAUUUCAUUGCAAGUAAAUUGUAACAGUAUUAAAACCGUGGAAUUCUAGAGGAAAAGUCAUACUAUUUUGGACAGCGUAGUAGUAGUAGUACCUUAUGAAAUGACCCUUUAUGAAAAUUUUAUAGUAACUAUUAGGUAGGCAGUAGGCAACUAGGCACCUAUUCAACAAACUAUAAAUACAAAAAGUCGCGGGCUAGUUACUUCACUUCAAAAAGUGUAAUUUCGAUGUGCGACCUCUAAAAGGUUGUUUGGGCGGGCGCGUGGCUUGUGGAAGGGUAAAGCCUUUGGUCAGUAGCUAGUAGCAGUAGCCGCUAUCCGCCACGGCUGGCGCCGGGCAUCUCACGAAUAAAAAAAACAAGCUUAUUUAAGCUGUAUUAUUCGUACAACAUUUGUGGUGCAUCUAACUACUAGUAUUUUUACAUUAAUACGUGUGAAAUAAAUUAAAAUAUUUCUUAAAUUUUAAAGUUUUUGAGUUUUGUUUAAACGACCUUAUUAUGAGUGCGAUAUAGUUUUCAGUUACAAAAAUGUCUUUAUUGUCACAAAUUUUCACCACUGAGGUAAUUGGAGGCCUAGUUUUUGGAUUUUUGGGCCUGUACUUGUGGUUCCAGUAUAAAUACACUUAUUGGCUGAGAAAAGGAGUUAGCGGGCCCAAACCAACGUUUCCAUUCGGCAACAUUAAGGAUGUGAUACAAAGGAAGUCACAGUUUUUUCAGCCCUACAUUGACAAUUACGAUAAAUAUAAACAUUUGCCGUACGUGGGCAUGUACUCAUUUCACCGGCCAGUGCUCUCUAUCAACGACCCGGAUAUAGCGAAGCUUAUUUUGAUCAAAGAUUUUGAUCACUUUCAAGCCCAUGGAAUAUUUUCUGGUGGAGAGGGUGACCCGCUGGCCGGCCAUCUCUUCAAUAUGCACGGCGAACAAUGGAAAAUGUUGCGAUCGAAAAUGUCCCCAACCUUCACGUCAGGGAAGGUUAAGAUGAUGUAUCCAUUGGUGGAACACAUAGCUAAUGAAGCUCUAAAUUACGUCGACUUGCUAUAUUUAAAUGGGGAGUCGGUCAAUUUCACCGACCUCUACGCGAAGUAUUCCAUGGAAAUAAUUGGUAGUGUUGGAUUCGGUGUAGAGUGUAACGGAUUCAAAAAUUCUAAUUCAGAAUUCUAUCUUCGAGGACAUGAGUAUUUUGAACCACAAUCUGGCUACUGGACUUUCGUUCGUGCUUUCGCAUUUUUUAUGCCCGACUUUUUCAAGAUUUUGAAAAUCAGAAGAAUAAGUCCGAGGAUAAUAAACUUCUUCUUCAGCUUAGUAAAGGAAAGUGUGGAAUAUAGGGAAAAGCAUUCCUACAUACGUAACGACUUUUUACAAACUUUAGUAGAGUUAAAGAAUGAGCAAAAGAUGAAUGACAAAGGGGGCGCAAAAUUUUCCUUCUGUAUUGAGGAUGUAGUGGCCAACACGAUGCUAUACAUGUUCGCGGGUUAUGAGACGUCAGCUACGGCGGGACAGUUCGCGGCCUACGAGCUGGCAUGCAACCCCCACAUACAGGCCAAGGCGAGGGAGGAAGUGCGACGAGUGCUAGCCAGAUAUGACGGCCACUGCACUUAUGAGGCGCAGAAUGAAAUGGUUUAUUUAAACAUGGUGAUUGAUGAAACAAUGCGGUUGCAUCCACCAAUGCGUGCUUUAUUUCGAAGAUGCACGAAAUCCUACAAAAUGCCUAAUAGCGAUUUGGUAAUAGACAAAGGGACACUUUUGUUUGUGCCUAAUCAAGCGAUACAAAUGAAUCCGGAAAUAUUUCCCGAGCCGCAGAAGUUCGAUCCGGAUAGGUUUGCGCCGGAAAAUAAAUCUAAAAUGCACCCGUGUCAUUGGAUGCCGUUCGGAGAGGGCCCGCGCAAAUGUUUAGGUCUCCGCCAAGGCUACAUUCAAUCCAAGAUGGCGCUUGUUAAAAUAAUAAACAAGUACGAGCUAAUACUGGACAAGAGGACCCCAGUGCCUAUGAAGCUAAAAGCCUCUUCGCUGGCUUACGCAGCGAACGGAGGCGUUUGGCUCAAACUCAGGCAAAUCGCAGGACUGACAAAAUAAGUAGAGCAAUAAUAAACUAAAUAAAAUAACCCGUGACCGUAACUACGUGAAUUAGCAGUAGAUAUUUUAAAUGAUUAUUUUAUGGCAACUAAAUUACUCAAUAAAACCAAAAUAUUUAACAUUCGAGAACUAAAAUUGGACCAUUCUUCUUCAAAUAGAUAAAUGAUUAUGAAAAUCGCAGAUGUAGGUCGAGUUCGGUACUAUUUAUCAAACAUAGCUAAGACCAGUAAGACCACUCUUGAUUAACUUACACAAAAAAACUAUACCGGUUCUUUGAUCUUGAUGAAACGUAUAGUACCCCCCUUUUUGCGUUGGGGGUUAAAAAACAUUUAAUAAAAAUUAAAAGCUAUUUGAUGAAUGUCCGUUAAUCUGGUCAGUUAACAAUUCUGGACGUCCGGAUAUGUUUAUUUAUAGUUUAUUCUUGCUCUUACCAUUGUCUAACGUAUGUAUGCGAGAUAAAAUAAUUUGUCGUUUUAGUGAUGCCCCGCGGUGUUGACAGUUCAAAGACUCGUGCGUGACCUACGCUCAAAACACGUGCUGCAUGCGUAUUCAAAUGAACGAGUGGGAGUUUUACUCAACUCCAAAUAAGUCACUAUAUGCCUAGAUUACUACACUUCGCGAUAGUGCAACCUAUUUGGAAUUUUAGGUAAUCCGUAAUAGAUUUAAGUGUUUUGUAAGAUUUGAAUUUUUAACGCUGAUGCCAAAGAUUAAUAAAUGUGUUGAAUGUAACCAUAACGUAAUAACAUUUAACGAUUGUUACCUAAUUGAUAAAAUUUUAUUGCGAACUAUUGACGUAGUAUAUGUAUUAUAAAUAGAGUCCGAUUCGUUAUCAUAAAUAUUUAUAACUUCUCUUUUAAUGAAAAUAAGGAAAAUCUUUUAUGUUCAAAUAAAUAAAAUAUUCAAUACAUAUAUUUGAAGAUGUUUGUGUACCUACAUUAUAUUAUUUGUUUAAAAAAUGUCUCUACAAUAU
Messenger RNA from Cydia strobilella, 3054 nucleotides. RefSeq names its product probable cytochrome P450 6a14. Gene Ontology annotation, molecular function: heme binding; monooxygenase activity; oxidoreductase activity, acting on paired donors, with incorporation or reduction of molecular oxygen. Bases 540 to 2084 code for a protein of 514 amino acids. NCBI's taxonomy places the organism in Eukaryota, Metazoa, Arthropoda, Insecta, Lepidoptera, Tortricidae. The transcript is spliced from 5 exons. The record is from RefSeq and is a predicted model, not a curated record.